UAAGCGUAACACAAAGAUUUGUACACAGCGUUGAACCGUACCAGAUCAUUUCUAAUAGGGGGAAAAUGUGAUAGUUUCUUUGCGUGCGUUAUAAAAUAACUAAUCCACUAAAGUGUUUUUUUUUCACUGAAGCUCAAUCCCAACAAAUACAAAAUGUCUGUUGGUGGUAAAAAAGCAAGCGUGAUAUUUUCUGGAUUCAGGGCUCUUGGACUAUAUUCAAACCAUCUUCCACACGUGGUACGCUACCACAAGAAACAUCGGGAGUUCUACGUUGUUACAGCUGUGGGGAAAUGUUUUCACACAUACAACGUGAAGAAACUUGGCAUAGUUGCAGUCAGUAAUGCCCUCCCAGAAGAUAUAUCUUGUUUGGCUGCUGAUCGGAUGCUGGUGUAUGCUGCACAUGGCAAAACAAUUGUGGCCUUCGCCAGGAACAAAGAGGUUGUGCACAUAUAUUCUGGCCAUAGAGGAGAUGUUCACCUUCUGUUGCCUUUUGGAGACCAUCUCAUCUCUGUGGAUAGGGAAAAUAUGGUCAUCAUCUGGGAGGUGGAAGCUGAAGAGGAGUAUUUGCAGUUAUCGUUCAACAAAGCAUCAUUUGAAGUGUCUGCUGUGAUGCACCCCACUACCUACCUGAAUAAAAUACUGUUUGGUAGCAGCCAGGGGGGUCUUCAACUCUGGAACAUUAAGUCCAAUAAGCUUCUUUACACAUUUCCUGGUUGGACUUCUGCAGUAACAGUCCUUCAGCAGACCCCUGCUGUAGACGUCGUAGGUGUGGGCCUGGCGUCUGGACAGGUCAUCAUUCAUAACAUCAAGUUUGACGAGACGCUGAUGAAGUUCCAACAGGACUGGGGACCAAUCACGUCCCUAAGCUUCAGGACGGAUGGGCACCCAAUUAUGGCUGCUGGAAGUCCUGUCGGCCACAUUGGAUUGUGGGAUCUGGAGGAAAAGAAGCUGAUUGGUCAGAUGAGAGAUGUCCACGACACAGCCAUUGCCGGUUUGACCUUCCUCCUCAGUGAGCCCCUCCUCAUCACCAAUGGUGCAGACAACGCUAUCAGGGUGUGGAUGUUUGAUACUCCGGGAGCUGAGGGUCGUCUGCUCCGCUGUCGCCUCGGACACAGCGCCCCGCCAACCAAGAUCCUUCACCACGGUCACAAUGGCCAAACAAUUCUCAGUGCGGGUCAAGAUGGCACACUUCAGUCCUUCUCUAUCGUUCAUGAGCGUCUCAAUAAGAGUUUGGGCCAUGGAUCUCUCAAUAAGAAGAAAGCCAAAAAGAAAGGCUUGAAAUAUGACACAGCGAAACUACCGGCCAUCACAACAUUUGCUUCAGAGUGCGCUCGGCAGAGUGACUGGGAUGGCAUAGUGGCGUGCCACAGUAGCCUCCUCGUUGCCACCACAUGGAACUACCAGAAGGGCUCCAUGGGAGCAUACAAACUGGAGCCGGACCGUUUCAAUCACAACCGGGCCCUCAAUGUGCACGCCACGGCUGUAGAUAUUUCCUCAUGUGGGAACUUUGUAGUGGUGGCUGUCUCUACUGGGCACAUUGACAUGUACAAUCUGCAGUCUAGCCUCCACCGAGGUCAAUAUGGAAAAGACAAAGCUCACGCCGGCCCGGUGCGUGGUGUGGCUAUUGACGGGCUCAACCAACUGACCAUCAGUGCUGGAGCUGACCGCCUCCUGAAGAUAUGGAAGUUCAAGAGCCUGGAACUUCUCCAGACGCAGACACUAGAGGCCUCUCCGGCUGCCACCCUGCUGCACAGGGAGAGCGGAAUGCUGGCCAUCGCCUUGGACGACUUCACCGUCAACGUCCUGGACAUCGAGACCAGAAGAAUCGUCCGCAAGUUCUCAGGCCAUCGUGGGCAGAUCAAUGACAUGACCUAUAGCCCUGAUGGUCGCUGGUUGAUAACAUCCUCCAUGGACUGCACCAUUCGAACCUGGGACCUCCCCUCUGGCUGUUUAGUGGACUGCUUCCUGGUUGAUGCGGCCGCAGUCAGCCUCACCAUGUCCCCGACUGGAAAUUUCCUGGCAUCCUCUCACGUCGACAGCCUGGGGAUCUUCUUAUGGUCAAACAAUACCUUGUGCAGUGUGGUGUCACUGCGCCCCCUACCUGCAGACUAUGAGCCCAUGGUUGUCAUGCUGCCUGGAACUUGCCCCAGUCACGACGACGAAGAUGAGGAAGAGGAGGAGAUGGACAGCUCGGAGUUGGCCGAGUAUGUCUCUCCUGCGCAGCUCGACCAGCACCUCAUCACCCUCUCCCUGCUGCCCGACUCCCGCUGGAAGAAUCUGCUCCAUCUCGACAUCAUCAAGAAAAGGAACAAGCCCAAGGAGCCUCCCAAGGUGCCCAAGGCGGCGCCUUUCUUCAUUCCUACCAUCCCUGGCCUAGUGCCCCAGUUUGCUCUCCCCGGGACCCCCCAGGAAGAACAGUCCAAAGUCUUUAAUUUGGGAGUUUUGGCCCAGAAGUCCCCAUUCUACGUGCACUUGGAGGAGGCUUUGGUUAGCAACAACUACGACGGGCCCCUGCAUCUACUGAAGGAGAUGGGCCCCUCGGCCAUUGACACGGAGCUGCGCAGCCUGGCCCCUGACAUGGGCGGCGACGUGGACGCCCUGAUGGCCUUCCUCAGGCUGGUCAGCAGCAUGCUGGACUCCAGGAAGGACUUUGAUCUCGCCCAGGCCUACCUGGCCCUCUUCCUCAAGCUGCACCUCCGCAUGCUGUCUGCGGAACCCACGCUGAUGCAGGAGGCGGCGAAGGUCUCGCAGAGGCUGGAAGAGACCUGGAGCCACACACAGACUCAGCUCAACCAGAGCCUCUGUCUGCUGCAGUACAUGAAGAGUGCCUUACUCUAAACACAUGCGCGCACACACACACACACACACACACACACACACACACACACACACACACACACACACACACA
Messenger RNA from Clupea harengus (Atlantic herring), 2909 nucleotides. RefSeq names its product WD repeat domain 36 (gene wdr36). The record is from RefSeq and is a predicted model, not a curated record. NCBI's taxonomy places the organism in Eukaryota, Metazoa, Chordata, Actinopteri, Clupeiformes, Clupeidae. Gene Ontology annotation, molecular function: protein binding. Gene Ontology annotation, biological process: rRNA processing. Gene Ontology annotation, cellular component: Pwp2p-containing subcomplex of 90S preribosome; small-subunit processome.